AUGCACACAUACGUUGGAGUCGAAAAUGUACAAACCAAUGAACGGUUUGCGGAGAAGCCAAGGUACUACCUGGCGCAGCGUGUGCGGAAGCACUUUGCGGCUCUGUUGACGCCGAAGUACAAGGCCACUUUGUACAAGUUCCAACAGACACAAAUAAGCCGCACCGGUCAGAGUGCAGCUGCGUUCACGUAUGGUUUGUUCGAGGGCACUGGUGCUUUGGGCUCGAGCGGAUAUCAACCGAUAGACAUCACCUCUGAAACAAUUGCCACAGACACCGAACUACGGUUCUAUACCGUGUGCAAGGACUAUCGAACACUCCAUAAACAAACGGAAACCACCAAAGAGUUUAAACGCUUCAAAACGAGUGAUCUGGUAACCAAGCAAGUUCAAUAUGUCAGCGCUAGUGUGGGCUUCGAUGUGACAUUUCCGCAGGUGCUUGCCAUGUACCGUGCGUGCAGUUACGACACAUACUUCCACGACAGCCUCAGUCCCUGGUGCACACUUCUGGGGCCGGAGACCUUAGAAGUACUCGAGUUUCACGACGAUCUCAAGCAGUGGUGGGUGAAGAGCUAUGGACACACCCUCAACUAUGCCAUUGCCUGUCCGUUAAUGAGCUCGAUAGUCGAAGAGAUAGAAGCCGUCUGGAAAGACUACCGCAGUGGGAAUGCACACCAUCUGCGUGCCCGCAUUCGCUUCGGACACGCAGAGACGCUCCAACCGUUCAUCAGCUUACUGGGACUGUAUAGAGACGAGGAGGGGCUGUUUGCAAACGCCACCUACGACGCGAUAUUGAAGAGAAAGUACCGUGCGAGUACCAUUGUGCCCUAUGCUGCAAAUGUUUUCUUCUCGCUAAACGAGUGCGAUGGUGAGCCGUAUGUCAACAUGUAUGUGAACGAGGACCUCACCCCCAUCCCUGGCUGUGAAACAACGCCUUCGGGCGACUGUCCUCUCACUGCCUUUAAAGAUACUUUCGCAGAAAUUGUCGACAAAUGCGAUUUCGAUGCUCUGUGCGGCACGCGGUUGCGCAAGAAUGCGCGCGUGGAUAUCCCAGAGAGGCUGUCUGGUUCUGAUUCGAAUGAUAAGCGUGGGCGUGAGGGUUCUGUUGCCAGAAACGAGCUGUAGAACAUUGUAAUAAAGGAAAGUAAAAGUCAC
Sphaeroforma arctica JP610 is the source of this 1152-nucleotide messenger RNA. RefSeq lists its product as hypothetical. Bases 1 to 1122 code for a protein of 373 amino acids. Gene Ontology annotation, molecular function: acid phosphatase activity; inositol phosphate phosphatase activity. Lineage: Eukaryota; Ichthyosporea; Ichthyophonida. The transcript has 8 exons. The record is from RefSeq and is a predicted model, not a curated record.